Messenger RNA from Alternaria arborescens, 165 nucleotides. RefSeq lists its product as hypothetical. The record is from RefSeq and is a predicted model, not a curated record. Bases 1 to 165 code for a protein of 54 amino acids. Lineage: Eukaryota; Fungi; Ascomycota; Dothideomycetes; Pleosporales; Pleosporaceae. The transcript has a single exon.
AUGGGUAACCCACCUCCGCCACCUCCACCACCUCCACCACCACAUCCGCCCUUCUUCCAGCAUCAGCUACCACCACCGCCGCCCCCGCCUCUCCAAAAACCGUCAGAUAUGCGCUCGUAUAUAGAGACGCAAUCAUCGUUCCGUGUACCAUCUAGCAAAUUGUAG